Molecule: messenger RNA, 2797 nt
Organism: Branchiostoma floridae (Florida lancelet)
Lineage: Eukaryota; Metazoa; Chordata; Leptocardii; Amphioxiformes; Branchiostomatidae
Product: DNA damage-regulated autophagy modulator protein 2-like
Exons: 8
Coding region: 7-924 (305 amino acids)
Source: RefSeq, a predicted model, not a curated record
CUUGUGAUGAACUAUAUGGAAGAAGUUCAGAUGGGGUGUUGUGGCUGGUUAUGGAACAGCUGGCUGUGCCUGGGACUGGGCAUCCUCCCCAUCUCUGUAGGGAUCCUGACUGCUGCAACAUUCGCCAUAUCAUAUAGCAUAGCUGUGGUCCUGAAGCAUGUUGCAGCUGGCUUCCCUUACAUCAGUGAUACAGGUACAGAACCACCAGAAAGCUGCAUAUUUGGGCAGCUGCUCAACAUCACAGCUAUGCUAGUUGCUGCAACAGUUUACGUCCGCUACAAACAGGUUCUGGAGUACAACCACCGGCCUGAGGACAGCGGUCUCCUACUGCUGAACAAAUUCUCAGCCUGGCUGGGAAUGUUUAUAGCACUGGGCAUGAGCCUGGUUGCAAACUUCCAGGAAAGCAGUGUCAUCAUAGUCCAUGUUGUUGGGGCCUUCAUGUGUUUUGGGUGCGGAAUCAUCUACGGUUUUCUCCAGACAGCUAUGUCAUACAAGAUGUACCCACACCAGAACAGCCUGGCAGUCUGCAGAGUCAGGCUCAUCAUUCUUGUCUUCGCCACUCUAUGCUUCAUCACUAGUAUCCUACACAAGGUGCCACUGUCUCUCCAGAUAUUGGUAUCAUUUUUAAGGAAAGAUUUUCCAAGAAAAACAAAUUUGGCACAACUCUGUGACAUAAUUUUCUACUAUCCCACAGCAAUAUUUCUGGUUAAAUGUUUUGCCUGUGUGCAGGGUUUUGUCCCCCAUGUGGUGAGCACAGCUGCAGAGUGGGGAAUGUCUAUCUGCUUCAUCCUCUUCUUCUUCACCUACAUCCGCGAGUUCCAGAAGAUCACGAUGGAGGCUCAGAUACGCCUGUUCACCGACGUCUUGUCUCUACCCUGCGACCUGGAGAGGAGCAUAGGCAGUGAAGAGGUCAUCCCUACAUGAUCAACAUGUGUGCCAUAACUACUGUCAAUUCAUUCACUUUUGCACUGGUUUUCUUUUGCAGUAGUAGAAAAAUGAAAUUUUUGUGGUGUUACAAAUUAGGGGUUGAAACAAUUCUGCAGUAGUGGUAGUAUAUGUUAGUAGUGGUACGUUGAAAAUGCAUAUUCGCUCUGUCAUGGAUUCAUGGUGGAGAGUUCAUCGCAAAAAUAGCACAAAUAAAACCUAUGUAAAAGUUUCAUGAUUUCCAGUAGCAUGUGUUUUUAUACCAAUUAAUGACUUACAUCUUCGUAUUUCAACAGAUGCCAUGGAAUGUAUAUGACAGUACCUGAAAUUGUUCAUCUUUGAACUAGAAUUAUAUGGCACUUGCAAUAUUUUCUCUUUAAAGAUGUAGUAAAGGAUCAAAUCUUGUUUGACAUUCCUGAUGAUACUGAUGUCAAGAAUGUACAUAAAGUGAAAUUCAUUUCAUCAUCAGUAUUAUAAGUUGCAGGGCCAAAGGAAUGAAACCUCUACAUUGUACAAUUUGUACUCAAAAGAUAUGAUAUCUCCUCAGGUUUGGAGAUCAACAUGGUUCCUUCUUUUGUCCCUAUACAAGGCAGAAGAAUGACCUAAGAACUUAGAGGACAGUUCUUAGGUUCUUUCCUUUUCUUAUGAUUCAUCUGAUGGAAGGAGAAGCUCAUCAUGUUUGACAUGUAAUUACGUAUUUUACUAUCCUUAUAUUCAAACUGAUUAUAAGUGCUUAAAUUUGUACCUUCAUUGUUUGUAGAAAGAGAAUGGCAGCAAUAAUACAUGUGGAUACCACCCAGGCUAUUGUUUUACCUACUGGGUACUAAGUAUCAAACAGCUCUUUGACAUUGCUGGUGACCUAGUGUCUCUGUUGACCACCAAGAAGUCUCAUGUCUUUCUCUCUACUCUGCAAAGCAGAAAGAAAUGUGUCUUCCAGCAACUAUAAAAGGCCAACUACAGAUUGAAAGAUUAGUUUACAAAUCUGACUAAAAUGUUUGUACCAGUACGUGAAUCUUCUACUAUUUAUUUUAACCAAUUGAUAAAAGCUGGGCUAAAACAGUUUCUAAACAUUCUGUUUGGAUAUGCAGCUUGUUCUCUUCAGCUAGUACAAACCUGCUGUGUUACCUGAGGUAUACAAUGGAAACAAACAAACAUUUAUGAAGCAAACAUGAAGCAGCUGAAAAGGCAGCAUAUACAUGUAUCAUAGAUAUCUAAGUUCAACGAAGUCAAAAGAUAUUUUGGCCCAGUAAAGCAAAUUGGUGGUGCACUUGUAAAAUUUCUGUUUAUUACAUGUACAUGUAUGCAUUGUGGAAUUUGGUACUAUAUUUCAGGUUGCUAUAAUGUUAAAAAAUGUCUGUAAUCAUUGCAUAGGUCUGUGAGUUCUAUUGUGCCGAUGUGUAGACUUUUUGUUCCUUGAGAUAGUUGAUGUUUAUCUAUGCUUGAAUCACAAAGGUUUAUGUUAACAUAAUAUUUCUAACUAUUUUUGUAGCAUGCUGUUAACAUUAUAUCUGUUGUCAACAAAACUGUCCCAAAACUGUAUCCUCAAAUGAGCCAUUGGAGCUGUUAGAAUUAUUACUGUGUCUAAAACAAGUAUUGACAUUGUGAAUGGGCACUGCUAGAUUAAUUUUGAAAACAUUUUUUGAACAGUUUGUACAGAUUGACCACUUUUGCAUCACACAUAUUAAAAUGUUAUAACGUCCUUGGUGCCAUGGAAACGAAUUGAUCUUCUGAUCUGGUUGUUCAUAAGGUCAGAACUGUAUAGCUGAUAUGUCAAUGACUUCGUACAAAUUAAGGCAAAAAAAUUAUUAAGAUUUUGAAUUUCUACUGCUUAUGAAUAUGAAUAUAAAGAUUAAAUUGGCUGACAUUGUUUGCA